Acanthoscelides obtectus is the source of this 8063-nucleotide messenger RNA. The record is from the annotation of a GenBank genome assembly. NCBI's taxonomy places the organism in Eukaryota, Metazoa, Arthropoda, Insecta, Coleoptera, Chrysomelidae.
UUUAAUGGUCCAGCAGACUGCUCUAAUCUUAGUGCCUACUAUAAUAAUAAACUAGUUUUACGAUGAAAAUACACUCGUUCAAGGCUCAAUUAUCUAGCGAAAUAUCGCAUCUUCUCUCGUAUAUCGGUUUACUAAGAGCUAUUACUAUCAUCUGUCGCAUGCAUCUUAUCACUAAAUUAUGUGCACUCUGUUGAAUUAAAGUAUAGUAAAAAUUGCCAACAAUUGGUAUACACAACGACGAGCAUACAUCAUCCGACCACUUGAACUACAGAUAAUAAUAUACGAUUAAACAUCACACGGUUGUGUGCAUUGCGUGAAUUGUGUACGCUUGUUUGUUGAAUUGAAUGAUAAGCACGGAUUAGAAACAUUCGAGACUAUGCAUUGAAAUUUAGAUACACAUGUUAAUGUGCUUUGAACGUUCCUAGAGAUCACACUGCUGACAACUGCCUGACGACACGGUAAAAAAAUUUUCACUAUGGCGGAUGCACCAAAAAUAGAAAAGAUCGAAGAUCUAGUGAGCCAGUACAUCGACAAACAUAAGAAAAUCAUUAAAACAAGUAUAAGCAGGCUAACACAGCCAGGUGAUAACUAUGGAAGUGAAAUGAUGAGAGUUGACAUGGUAUUAAAAGACGAAAAAAGUAAAGAGGAAGAGCUCCAUGUAGUGGCGAAAAUGAUUCCCGAAAGUGACUUUUUCAAAGAAAUUUUCAACGUGCAAGUUAGCUUCGUCAGUGAGAUGCGAUUUUAUGACACAGUGGUGCCAGUCCUGGAAGAUUUUAGAAGAAGACAAGGAGCUAAGGUGAAGGAUAUUUACCCUAAAUUCUAUGGAGGAAGGAAGAAUUUAAAUGGUAUGGAAGGACCAGUUGAUGCAAACGCUGUACUGUUAAUGGAUAACAUCAAAACGAAAGGUUUCGACAACCUUGAUCGUCACAAAGGAUUCGAUAUGAAGAGCACCAAAGCGAUUCUUGAAGUAAUAGCUUACUUUCAUGCUACACCUUUUGCUUUGAAACUGCUGGAGCCAGAAACUUUCGAAAAGAAAAUAAAACCGCAUUUGGCUUGUUUCCUUGAACACAAGAAACCAGAAAAAGAUGACAACUUUGAAGAGAAUUACGUGUCGUUCAUCAGUGAAUGUAAAGAUUGUGCGCCAGCGCUUCCCAUGGUGAAGAAAUGCAUUGAAAAGUCUGAGUACAUGAAAGUAGAGAACUUCAGAGAACCCUUCAGUACUAUUGUACACAAAGACAUUUGGGUCAAUAAUAUUAUGGUGAAAUUCAGUGAAAGUGACGUAAAUAUCAAACUGGUUGACUUCCAGUUUUAUAGCUACGAUAGUCCAGUGGACGAUUUGAUGUUUUUCUUGAUGACCAGUGUACCUCUAGACCUACUUAAAAGUCACCUGGAUGACUUCUUGCAGUGCUAUCACAAAUGCUUCAUUCAAGUUCUGGAAGAGCUGAAAUGUAGUACUGUUGGAUUCGGUUACGACAAGUUUAUUGAGGAAAUCAAAGAAAACAUUGAAAAUAUAGUUGUACACAGCUUGUGGUUUCUACCAAUGGUAAUAUUCACCGAAAAGGGGAAAAAGGCCGAUAUAGAAAACAAUAAGAUACAAGUGUCGCCACUGGCGAAAGAAAAAAUUUUGUGGAUGGUUCAGGAGUUUUAUGAACGCGGUUGGUUUGAUAAAUUGCGGUAAAUCAUUUUUAGAGUGUAAUACAGAGUUUUAAGUGUGGGUUGAGUCGAUAAAAAAAGUUUAUUACAAAAAUUGUAGGCAACUGUUUGUUCCUUACGUAAAAAAUAUUUUUAUUUUUACAUGGUGAUUUAUAAAUACGUGGUUAGCCAGUAUAUUUUUACAUACAUCUUUUAAAUAAAAGUACCUAUAUUUUAUUGCAGACUUGGACAGGCUCUUUUAAACAAAGCAGCAGCGGUACAUUUUAUAGGGUUUGAUUUUGUUGAGAUAUUGGACAGCCUAACAAAAAAAAACCCCUCAACGUCGACAACUUGCACAUCCGCAGAUGUUGUUAGUGUACUAAAUUUUUCGCCAGGAAAAUUUUGUGAUCCAUAUUUUCUCCCUAUCCACUCCUUUAGUCUCCUUGAUAGUUUAUCGUGAUCGAGCGCGCCAACGAUUACCCAAAAUUUUCAAGUGUUUAUUUUCACAAUAUUUGGUUCCGUUUUUAACAUGUUUUUUUGGAAAAAGGCUUAUGGAAGUUUUUACGACUGGUUUUUAGUUACAGCUAACCUGUUUGCGUAUCAGAUAUUGAGGUAAAUGAAAAAUAUUACAACACCUUUCAAAAUUAAAAUAGUUCAUAUUAAGUUGAUCUCAGUAAUAAUAAUAAUAAUAAUAAUAAUAAUAAUAAUAAAUCGUCUUUAUUUAUAAAGUUACAUAGUAUCGGGCGAAGUUUAGCUAAAUAGCUACUCUACCACUUAACCCUAUUAUUUUCAUGGUUGUGAACCAAUGUAAAUACAUGUAAUUAACAUGUAUAUAUACAGUGGCUAACCAAAGGAAAACAAAAAUAUUGCAAGACAAUAUAGAAAAUAUAAACAGAUUCAGCAACACGUCAAAUAAAAGUUUUCUGGCGGUUACUAAUCUAAACUACAAACUACUACUUAAUUACUACUAAUAGUCAUUUUUGAUAGCAAAUGCUGCUUGACACAAACUUUAAAUUUAGUUUGAGAUACAUUUUUGAAUGCAUCAGGUAGUACGUUAUACAGUUUGGCACAAUUAUACCUAAAAGAGCGAGUAAAUAAAGCCGUACGGUGCCGUGGAAUAUCUAAUAAUUUGCCAUACCUGAGCAUGCGAUCUCUAACAGAUUGCCUGAAAACAAUUUUUUUGAAGAGGUAUUCGGGAGUUCCCGUGAUAAUCAAAUUAUGAAUGAACUUCAAGAUAAAAUACUCGUAAGAACUAUUAAUAUCUAACCAUUUUAAACUACGAAUACAGUGUGAAACAUGGUAAUAUUUUCUUAAACCGUAGAUGAGGCGACAGCACGAAUUUUGAAUCAGUUGAAGUCUGCGAAUUGAGACUUGAUCUAAGUAGGGAUAGAAAACAAUAAGGCAGUAGUUGACUUUUGAGAGAACUAGGCUUUCACAAAGAUGUUUUUUCAAUUUGAAAUUGAUGAAAUGCCUAUUAACAAACAGUGUUUUUAGUACAACAAAGCCGUUUCUUACUAAUUUAGAUAUAUGCUCACGAAAACGUAAAUCCUUGUCAAGUAAGACACCCAAAUUUUUUGCAAGAUCCUCAUAAACUAAAGAAGUGUCAUUAAUGCGUACUGUCGUAUUAUUUCUGAUAUUAAUGAUUUUGUUUCUUGGUGCAAAGAGAACAGCUUUAGAUUUAGAGGCAUUUAUCGUUAAGGAGCUAUGCUUGGAAAAACUAACAAUAGUGGCUAAGUCACAAUUCAACUCGUCAACAGCUGCUACACAGUCAUCUGGAUCAAAAGUUUUACAUAUUUGUGUAUCAUCCGCAAAAAUCAUCACUUCAGAGGAGCGUAUCAGUUUCCACAUGUCUAAUAUGUAAAUGGAGAACAAUAGCGGUCCUAAAACAGAGCCUUGAGGGACCCCUGAUAUCACAUUCUUAUAUGUCGAAUAUGAGUUGUCCAAAUGUACCCUUUGCAUACGAUUCAUGAGAUAACUAGUAAUGAACUUGAUAGAUGCUUGAGAAAAUCCAAUAUAUUUGCAUUUUGAGAUCAAAAGUGAAUGAUUGAUAGUGUCAAAAGCCUUGGAGAAGUCAAGCAGUACACGAGCCGCUGCUUGACCCCGAUCCAAAGCCUCAACAAUAUCAUCAGUCACCUUAAGCAGGGCAGUGGUGGUGCUAUUCCCUACUUUGAAGCCAGACUGGUUUAUUGGAAUUAUGUUAUUCUCAGCGCAGUACUCUUUCAAUCGAUCAUGUACUAUCCUUUCCAAUAUUUUUGAUAGAAUCGGCGCAGGUCGGAAUAAAUUAGUUUUUGAUAAGGGAACAAUUACUGCUUGCUUCCAUGCAGAGCGAAAAUAGUGAAGUUCCAAACAAGAAUUAAUCAAAUGCGUUAAAUAUUUGCCAAUCACAGGAAGACACAGUUUUAUCAUAUUAGGCGUAAUAACAUCAUGCCCACAGGCAUUAGAUCUUAUUUUAAAUAAAUGCGAACGUAUAUCUUCCUCAGUGGUCAUGACCAGAUCAAAUUUGAGCGAUUCAUCAAGUAUGUUAUUAUCAUAAAAUUCUAUUUCACUAGCACAGAGCUGAGUAUUAUCUUCAAAAACAGAUAAAAAAUAAUCAUUUAUCUGCGUUGCGUUACGUAAACUAACAGGUAUGUGGUUACGCUUCUUAGUCUGGAUGUUCAAAUUCCUUAUACCCUUAUAUAAAGAAGAUGAAUUAUUAGUUUCUUGUAAGUGCUGAAGAUUUUUUCUCUACGCUGUGAUGCAAGAGCAUAAUUUCUCAGUUGUGUGUAUUCUGUCCAGUUCUGAUUUGUCCUAUUGUGUUUGUAUUUUAUUAAAGCUGCAUCCCUCUGCUUGAAAAUAGCUCUUAAGUUUUGCGUUAACCAUGGAGCAAAGGGCUUGCUUACCCUUGCUGUACGCAACGGUGCAUGUAUAUCAAACAAAGAAAUUAUAAGAUCAUUUAGAAAUUCCACUUUGUCAUCAAUGUCUCGAAAACAAAUAAUAUAAUUCCAGUUUAUACUCAGUAAGUCGGCCAUAAAGUUGUCAUGAUCAAAAUUUUUGAAAUCACGGUAAGUGACAAUUUUUGUGGGGUCUGAUGUUUAUCAAAAUAUGCUUCACAGUAAACCAACCUAUGAUCGGUGAAGACAUCUACAUUUAGUGUACCAAUAUUAUGACACUGUUCAGGAAAAUUUACAAAAAUAGGAUCUAGUAAUGUAAUAGAAGAAGAACAAAUUCUUCUAGGCUCAUCAAUCAAUUGUUUAAAAGAAUAUGAGUCGAAGCAAAGAGAUAUUUUGUUACUUAGAUUUAGCAAAUUGACAUUUACAUCACCCAAUAUGAUCAUAUGGUCGAAAACAGUAGACAAAUGCGAUACAAGUGUAUCCAGAGUUUCAACUGCAGAAUUGAGAUUAGCCUUAGGAGGUCUGUACAACAAUCCUAAGGCAACUAAAGACGACUUGAAUUGAAGUUUCAACCAAAAUUGUUCAAUUACUGAUGGAUCAUCUCCAAUAUAAUCAGUUAUAGAAAUAUGUUCACACUUUAUAUUUAAGAUCCUCAAAGCAGCCGCGGUACCAUGGCAUGUAACGUUCACCUGUGCGGUUGCUUCGGUGUAAAAUAAAACAGCGAUAUACCAAGAAGAUGAAGACUUUGAAGAUCUACUGAGGACAGAAUGAAACCCAAAAUACUGAAUUUUGUAGAGAAAAUAGUGCCACAAUUCCACAGAAACAAGUUUUCGUAACAUUUUCGGAUGAGCAAGUGGCAGAAGAAAUUUUAAUUAAAUUCAAUUUCAAAUACUAGCCAGCGCCAAAGUGCUUUGUGCUCGAUAUUUUGUUUAUUGACAAAGUAAUGGUAAAAUGAAGAUUGUGAACACAGUAUGAAAAAUCCGAACAAUAGGGGACAUAACUUUCAAGAACCUUAAUUAAUACGAUUUUUGUGAUCACUAAUCUUUAGAAAAUUUUUGUUACAAUUGUAAAAUGCGAAAUUACUCGAUUUAAGCCUUACUUCUACGUAUUUUCGUAUUCUUAGUUCUUUUUGUCCAUGUUGGGAACUCUGUGAAAGUCUUAGCUAUGUAAGCAGAUCUUGAUAAUUGAGUUAUGUUCAGCUGUUUUAGCUUUUUAGUGUAUAACAACACCCUUUAUUAUUCAAAGACGUGAUUAAAUCCUUGUGGUAUUUUUACUUCUUUCUUCUAGAGAGAGUCUGCAUAUACAGGGUGUUUCUAAUUUGGCACUCACCAUUGGGAUCUUGGAAACUGCAAGGGAUACGAAGUCUCCUAUAUGGGGUAGUUAGCAAAAUGACACUUAGAAAGUUUCGAAAUUCAGAGUACAUACUUCCGGAGAGUGAGGGAAAAACUGUGUUUUCCAAAAAUUGUUUUGAUUUUUCCCUGACUUUAUUUAUAUUGGUGUUUUAAAAUAAAUUGCACAUUAACAGUGCCACGUAUUCUCCUCGGUUCGUCUCUUUAUUAUUUCUUAAGGACGCUAUAUUGCAUUUUUGCACAGAUGAAUAGAGAUUACAAUUUUGAUUCAAAAAAUUAAUUGACACUGCCAAAUCUUAGUUACUUAAAAAAAACAAUUUCUUGCAAACAAAUAAAAUCUGAUAAUUUGAAGGCCUACCUAGGAACUUCUGGAAUAACUAAGGUUUUGUAAAGUCAAUGUAUAUAUUUUUGAAAUCAGAAUAAACAUUCUAUUCAUGUGUGUAAGAAUCCAAUACGGCAUCUAUAAGAAAAAACUAAAUUGAAGUUGGAAGACAAGAGACUAAACGUCAUAUUGAAAUUCUAAUUGUGCCAUAUUAUAGAGGCGAAAGUGUGGCGGAGUUGAUGUUCAAUUUAUUUUGAAAUCCCACCAUAAAUAAUGUCAGGAGAAAAUUAAAGCCAUUUUGGCAAAUUUCGUUUCUUACGUUUCUUUCCGGAAGUACUUCUAAUUUCAAAACUUUCUAAGAGACAUGUUGCUGAUUAUCUCAAUACGCAACUUUGCCUCUAUUUAAGCGACUUAAAGUUUCCAAGAUCCCAAUGGUGAGGUCGAAUUUAAAAUACCCUGUAUAGGGAAAAUAUUAUUUUCAGCAGAAACAGUCGGCCAUUUCCUCUCCGUGGGCACCCGUGAAAAAAAGCUGUAUCACAAAAUCUCCAGAAUUCGUUAUUUUGUUUUUUAGUCCAUCAUCUUUGGGCUGGACUUGAUGUGUAGAAUCAUAUUUCUUCGAAAUAUGUUUAUACUUUUUAUAUGAGAAUUGAAUGGGAAUUACUGAGUAAAUCUACUUGACAUUUUUGGGUGCUGUUAUUUUUUCUAGAAAGUGCCCAUGUUUUCAUCUCUAGAGGAAAAUUCGGGCACAUUCAGGCAGUUGGACUAAGAAUCCUAGAUCAUUGGUUACAGCAAAUGAACAUACCCCAACUUUUCCAAAAUUGUCUACUUCAUUCUGAAAAAUUUUACAUUCGAAUAAUGUUUGUACUUGAUUUCGAGUUCUGACAAUUUACUGGCAAAUUAUCUACUGACUAAUUUGACAGUCACCAAAUAGUCAGAAGUUUCUAUACGAACAGCGGAUUACUUGUCGGUUUCUCAGCCAACUCGUAACGUUCUCAUGUACGCAAUCAAUACAGUCAGCGACGUGUCAGUGACAGCUAACUGCGUAAACUAGGUCAUGACCUGUCGCCGAAAAUCAGUUUGCUGAUUGUCAGCAAACAGGCUGUACGAACAAACCAUAAGUAGAUAGGGAAUCAAAAUAGGAACCAAACACUUUUCUGUCGGAAAAUUCAGUACACCAGCUAUAACAGUUGCGGAGGUGUCAGAUAUCAAAGUUGACUGUUUUUCUUCGAUAGAUUGCCCAAUAUUUUAACAAUUUUGAAAUGAAAUUCUAUGUUAUGUGAUUUCAAAUUGUUUAAUUUGAAGAGAUCUUUCUAAAUAUGCAAUAAGAUGUAAGGUUUUUGAAUUAAAAAAUGUAUGUUUGGGUCUUCACGUAGUUAUGAAUUAAUUUACAGAGAUAAAAAUACUUUCCGGUCAGGAGCAUGUACCUGGAUACAAUUUUUGUGUUCAACUUUCUUAUAUACCAUUGGAAAUAAUGUGGUUAUCGACCAAGCUCAUACCAAAAACUCACCCCGUAUAUAAUUAGGUUCAAAUAAAUAUACCGAACAAAGAUGAAGGUGAAAACCAAAAAUUAGAUAUACGAAUUGUUAUUUUAUUAUUAUAAGUUCUAUAAUAAAACGUACAUAUGUGUAAUUGAUUAAAUCCGCUUCUCCCCCCAGGUCAAGUACUGUAAAGUAUAUAGGUUAUAUGUUUUGCAUUAGCUUCGAACAAAGAAACGCUAUAUUUAAGAUAAUGUAAUAGGCAACGAACAUUAUUUAUUCAACAUUUUAGUGGAGCAAUAAAUACAUUUCAAAUGUGUAAUUAGAAUAAGCAGUACGUGAAGUAUCUCUCAGCUGGUGUGGCAUAUCUUAAUAGCGGCCGCAAAUUGUACAACGGUUAUUAAACAUAUCUUCA